CCAUUGUGCGAAGAGUGCGUCUUCAUUGAACCUCUGUGCCGCGAAACAAUAUAGACUACAACGACAGACAUGAUUUGCUAGUACACAAUGUCGCAAACUAAAAUCACGGCUUCACAGCCGGCGCAGGCUACGAUGCCUGCUCAGAGCUCCUCGAAGUCUCCGACGACGUCGCGGCCGCGAGGCCCCCCGUUGCACAAGAUUUACGAGCUGCCUGCUCCCAUACGGACAUUUCCGCUUCCUAGCUUUUAUCCGAAUAAUCCAAUUUCUCUAUUCCAUGUCCUUUUCGCAUGGACAAAACAAGCCUUGUUCCCACCGCCUGCUGAACCGUUCAUUGUGCACGAGGGUCUCUGGUCCCCAGAAUCCAAAUCUGUCAACAUCAUAGACGAAAAGUCCAUGCGCGCGCUGUGGGAACAAGGGUUCUACGGCAAGGGCAACUUGAGUCGAAGUGAGCCCAACUGGUUGAAGCGCGAGCAUGUCAGGCGAGGACUGGUGCCGGGCCAGGUCAGCGAGCUGGUAACGGCCAACAGACGUGAAGAGCGAAGGCAGAUGAAGUGGGAGAGAGCCAAGACAGAGCAAGAAGCCAUCAGACAACUGCGAAUCCAGGAAGCCCAGUUGGCGACUCAGGCGUCAGAAGAUGGCGUAGUCAACUCUGCUGCCCUGGUCGCAGAGGCUGGCGCCAUCCUUGAUGCAACGAACAAUGAUGAUCCUGAGCGAGAAGCCUCGACAGACGCGGAUAUCCUGCCUGAGCCACUUGUUUCCCUUGAAUCAGCGCUUGCCGCCAAGUCCAGCCACCAAAAACACGGUGUCGAUACGAUUACAGUGGCGCCCGUCGCCGAGCCUGAGGCUAUCGGCCAAAUCUCUACCGAACCCUCGACCUUCCAAGAGACACCUACUAUUAUCGAGCCGGCUAAGUUUGUCAAGCCCAGUGACUUCCUUCAUUCGAUCCAGGAUCCGGAGGCUGUCAUCGAAUCCGGAAACGCUUUGUCAGUGGAUCAAACGCCUUCGUCGCCUCCUCUUGUCGCACCCGUGGGCCCAUUGCAACUGCUGUGCCUUCCCAACUCGCAUGUUCUGUCUGCGACAGCAAACUCAACUGAGAUUGAGAAGUUGAAUGGUGGUGCUCAGCAAGUCAAUGGCCUCCACGAGCCUACGGCAUCACAGGAAGUUGGCUUUGGUUCCUUCGAGCUGCAAGCCAAGGAACCACUCGUCAACGGCAUCUCAACUGUAUCAGCGAUUGCGUCGCCGGUUGGACCCCUGGAGCUUCUAUCUCUUCCCAACGCCGAGCCUAUCGCCAAUGGGACGAUGAACGGCGACCAUGUCGCGGUGAUGAAUAUCAUCGAGAGCCCCCUGGCCGACACUACCCCCUCCGAAACACCAAAGCUUUCGACGAUUCACGAAGACGUGGGCUUGAACGGUCACCUGAUAAACGACUUGAUAACGAAUACCAAUGGUGACAAGAUGCUUCAUCAAAACGGGUUGAACGGGGUGGCAAAAUCCGCUGUCAGCUCUACCGAGAUCCCAUCAACACCAAAGUCGGCUAAACGCCGCAAGAGCGUUCGCUUCUCGCCCAAGGUCGAGUCAGCCACAUAUCAGCUGUCCGACCCGCCUAGCCCCAGCCUCGCUCUCUUCAACGGCAACAAUGGAAAGGCGACACCGCUUGUCAAUGGCACGCCAUUGGGCCUUAGCGUCUUGGAGACAGAUGUGGAAGAGGCGACUGAAUCUGACGAUGUUAAGAAGCUCGAGAAGCUACCCGAAAUUCCUGCGGAGCCAGUCGAGGUCGUGAACAAGGAACACCUCCAGCUCACAUCCGAGGAAGCGUUCUUCCUGGCUUUCGGCAUGGGCGCUCUUCGAGUUAUCGACCCUGCCACCAAGACUCCGAUCCCUACUCUCGAGCUGUUCGACCUCUUCAGACAGUACUCUUACUUCCCCCGUCGCCCCACCGAAGAGCUCCAGCCGGACGAUGGAUUCUUGGUGAAUUAUGCCGUGUAUCAUCACUUCCGGUCCUUGGGAUGGGUUCCCAGAGCAGGUAUCAAGUUUGGCGUCGACUGGAUGAUGUACGCCAAAGGACCAGUGUUCGAUCACGCAGAAUUCGGCGCCAUCCUCCUGCCAUCCUAUUCCCACCAAUGGUGGAAGGAUAGUGACCGCAAGAUCCCGCGUAAGACCUGGCACUGGCUUCACGGGAUCGUCCGUGUCCUCUCCCACGUCCAAAAGAGCUUGGUUCUGGUCUACGUCGACAUUCCGCCGCCUCCCCAAUUAGACGAGACGAUGAAGAAGGGGCCGGCUGAGGUCUUUAAGUUGUACAAGAUUCGCGAAGUUAUGGUUAAGCGUUGGUCAAGCAACCGCAACAGAUGAAUUCCCGCAUUUCAUAUUCACGAUCUGGGCGGAUGUUGGAAAAGGGCAUAAAAAAGUUUGGAGGCGAAUGAUACAAGCCUGGUCUUGGGCAUGGGUUGGCAGUGCUUACCAUGCAUGGGGAUCCAUGGUGUAUACGAGUAUUGGGGAGUGUCUAUGCUGGCAUAAGCAUUGGACACAUUGUAUGAAUAAAACGGAAGACUCGGACUACGGCAUAUUCGGCGACAGCAUGCCAUGCCUUUCUUGCUACAGUAGAAUACCCCACCAUGAAUAUAAGAUGAUGAUGAGGCAAUCUAUCCUGUCA
This is a messenger RNA of Colletotrichum acutatum, 2650 nucleotides long. RefSeq lists its product as uncharacterized. Lineage: Eukaryota; Fungi; Ascomycota; Sordariomycetes; Glomerellales; Glomerellaceae. The coding region runs from base 88 to 2349 and encodes 753 amino acids. The transcript has 2 exons. Gene Ontology annotation, cellular component: tRNA-intron endonuclease complex. The record is from RefSeq and is a predicted model, not a curated record. Gene Ontology annotation, molecular function: nucleic acid binding; tRNA-intron lyase activity. Gene Ontology annotation, biological process: tRNA-type intron splice site recognition and cleavage; tRNA splicing, via endonucleolytic cleavage and ligation.